This is a messenger RNA of Stylophora pistillata, 1447 nucleotides long. RefSeq lists its product as uncharacterized. NCBI's taxonomy places the organism in Eukaryota, Metazoa, Cnidaria, Anthozoa, Scleractinia, Pocilloporidae. The record is from RefSeq and is a predicted model, not a curated record.
GUGGAUUCAAGCAAGAGGAUUAUUCAGCUUUCGAAGUCGCCGUAGGUAUGAGUGAUAGCGCCGAAUUAAGUAAACCUGCCAUCGAACAUGACAACACCACCGAAAGUGAAGGUGAUUGUAGUGAUACAGAUUUUGAUCCUGAAGAAAUUGAAAAGGAGAUCAUGGGAGUCAAAAGUUUGUUAAGAAGGCAAUGCGCUCGGCACAAGAACGUGGCAACCUUGAAGAGCGAACACAGGCAUUGGCUAAAAGGUGAAAUUUCACUGCCAGGUGUUUCAAAAAACCUCGAGGGUGCAGACCUGCAGGAAACAAUUCAGAUGGUCAAUAAAGCUGAGGAAGGUGAAAGAGCUCGCCGAAUGUCAGUACCUUUUUCAGCUGAUGUGGAAGAAACCGAACUCGAUAUUUCUGUCCAGAGUGGACAGUUAUCAAAUGUUCAUACGGAACUUCUACAUCUCUUUGCCAUUCACGAUGCAAAGUUUCAAAUGGAUUGCGAACGUGAGAGACGCAAUGUAGAAACUUCCAAGAACAAAAUGCACGAAGAACUUCUGAGCAAGAUGGCGAGAAGGAAAGCUACAGAAGAAUUCGAGAGAGAGAGGGCAAGAAAGAUAAAAGAAGUGAGGGAGAUAACAGAGACAGUCAGCGAAGUUGGGCUUGCAAUGGCAGAAACAAACGAUAGGUUGAGUUACGUACACGCUGAUCUGAAAAAUGCCUUUAAAAUGAUGAGGGAUGCUAGGGCCACCAACGAAGAAAAUGAACGGGAGAAAACAGAGGACUUGAAAGAGAUGAUGCUGCAAGAAAUUAGACGACGGCCAAUAAAAAAUGAGAAAGAGAUAAUGGAAAAAGAAAGAAUGAGACGAAUGGAACUAUAUCAGCAACAAAUGAUCGAUCGUCGAGGUUCAGCCACUGACGCGCUGUUGGAAGUUCAAGAACAGUUAUUGAAAAUAUUCUCCAAACUGAAGAGGGAGAAGAAGCUCAGAAAGACUGAAAUCAAACAGAACCAAGAAGACCAGAAGAACCGUAUGCAAGAGGAGCUUUUACGAAAGUCUCAUCAAAAGGAGGUGUCAAUUCAAGAGGCCCAUGAAAAAACCCGAAGGAUUACAGAAACUUUGAGUCAGAUCUCAGACGGUGAUGAAGCGAAAGCUAAGGCUAUAGAUAUGUUGAUUGAUGUUCAGAAACAACUACUGGAUGUCUUUUCUAUAACGCAGGCUCAAGACGUAAAAGACCGAAUGAAUCAUCUUAAGACGUUGAACUGUCGUAAGAACAUGCUGAGAGAGAUCCGAGGCGGGAGAAUUGACCGAGAGAAUAGCAGCGGCUUCCUACCCAAACCACACGCUGGUGCAGCUACACGUAAGUCAGGAAGGAGACUCUCGUUAAUUGGUGAACGUUUGCAACAGGAAGUCAGUCAUGGUCCAUCUCCAGGAAAUUGUGAAGAAUAACAUUGCGUCUAAAU